Molecule: messenger RNA, 1696 nt
Organism: Eleginops maclovinus (Patagonian blennie)
Lineage: Eukaryota; Metazoa; Chordata; Actinopteri; Perciformes; Eleginopidae
Product: hyaluronan-binding protein 2-like
Exons: 12
Coding region: 212-1660 (482 amino acids)
Biological process (GO): blood coagulation; proteolysis
Molecular function (GO): calcium ion binding; serine-type endopeptidase activity
Source: RefSeq, a predicted model, not a curated record
GAUUAAAGUCUAGAUGAAGCUCUAGAUGCUCAGUCUUCUUCACCGUGCUGAGAGUUAAACACAGCACCAUGCUGACUGCAGGGGCCCUAAUCAUAUGCCUGUGUGCACUGAGUGUUCGCGGACAUGACCCAAUGACGUGGACUAUGGAGAUGACUACACCACCGACUCCCCCUUCACUGUUUUAGAUGACGGCAACUGGUUAUAUGACCUAAUGGAGGAGUCCAAUAUUUGUGAUCCAAACCCUUGCAACAAUGGUGGCUCGUGCCAAAGAAAAUCUGAUACAGAGUUUGCAUGCUACUGUCUUCAGCCAUACAUAGGGAAGAGGUGUCAAAAAGUGAGGAAUGUUUGCGAGAACGUCAGAUGUGGUCGUGGUGGUAACUGUGUCAUGAAUGUAAAGAAUCCCCCAUACUAUGAGUGCAAGUGCAGACCUCCCUAUACAGGGGCCGACUGCAGGUCAUUGCCAAGUUCCGUCUGUGAACCCAACCCUUGCCUGAAUGGAGGAUCUUGCUCGAAAGGGAUCCGGCGCUUUCGCUGCUUCUGUCCCGAUGGAUAUACUGGGAAGUUCUGUGAAAUUGGUUCCACUGACUGUUAUGUGGGAAAUGGAGAGACAUACAGGGGAGUCGUCAGCAUGGCAGAAAAUGGGCGGGAGUGUCUCGACUGGCAUUCCUAUUUUAUUGUUUUAAAUGGAGAAGAUCCUUUUACCAUGUACUCAGACUUUACUGGACUGGAACAGAACAACCACUGCAGGAACCCGGAUGGAGAUGACAAGCCUUGGUGUUUUACUAAAAAGGAUGGUAAACUGCAGUGGGAUUACUGCAAUGUCAAGAAGUGCUCUGAUGGGGUCUCACCCACUGUUCCAACCAUACCACCAGUUCCAGGCUCUCCCAAUUUCUCUCAAUGUGGGAAAUCCCUGCCUGUUCGCAGUAGCAGAAUUUUUGGCGGAAGAAAGGCUGUCCCGGGUGCCCACCCCUGGCAGGUGUCGGUGCAGAACAAAGCCAAAGGCUCCUCCUUUGAUUUCCAACACUAUUGUGGUGGGAUCCUCCUCUCUUCCUGCUGGGUGCUCACUGCUGCACACUGCAUUGAAUCUAAUUAUGAUUACCAAGUGGUGUUGGGAGGAGUGAACAUAGAAAAAGAGGAGGAAAUGGACCAGACCAUUCCAGUAAUACAAACCAUUGUUCAUGAGAACUACAGGAGCACUCCCAAAGCUCUAUACAACGACAUUGCUCUGCUGAAGCUCCAGGUAACGGACAGCCCUUACUGCGCAUGUGAAACCCGAUUUGUGAAGGCAGUGUGUUUACCGGACCAGGCCUUCCCUGCUGGAAAGGAGUGUGUGAUCUCUGGAUGGGGAGCCACGGAAACACUGAGGGUCAGCCCCCAGCUGUUGAACGCUCGGGUUUUCAUGAUCUCUGACGAGAGAUGCAGAAAUCUUGAUGACUACAGGAAUGUAUUGGACAGCAGCAUGUUCUGCGCAGGGACUCUGCAGGGCGGCAUUGACUCCUGUCAGGGAGACUCAGGUGGACCCUUGGUGUGUGAGAAAAAUGGCACACAGUACGUCGCCGGUGUGGUGAGCUGGGGUGUGGGCUGUGCUGAGAAAAACAAGCCUGGUGUCUACGUUAACGUCAACUCAUUCACUGACUGGAUCAAAAACAAAAUCAACUGAUGACUAUAUUCAUUCAAUAAAUACUGUGAUGUUUGC